AUGGGAACUUACAUGGUCCGUGAUGAGGAAUUCUAUCAAGCGAUGUUAAAAUGUUCCAAAAUUGGGGCACUAGCUCGAGUUCAUGCUGAGAACGGUUCCGUGAUCGCUGAAAGGGCGAAAAUGUUGCUGAAGAAAGGUAUCACUGGUCCAGAAGGUCAUCGUCAAAGUCGGCCCAGAAGAGGUGCGCUGGAAGCUGAGGCAACUAAUCGAGCUUGUACGAUGGCAUCGCAGGCCAAUUGUCCCCUCUACGUCGUCCAUGGCCACGUAAUCUUUGGCGAGCGCCUUAUAGCGCUUGGUUUAGCACUUGACGGUACGCACUAUUACGACAAAGAUUGGCUUCAUGCCGCCAGAUACGUCAUGUCCCCACCGCUUAGUGUCGAUAAGUCAACACCAGAGAAACUUAUGGACAUGCUAGCCGCUGACCAACUGCACCUGACAGGAACUGACAACUGCACCUUCAACGCCGAACAAAGAAUGAGCGGCCGUCAUGAUUUCACGAAAAUUCCCAACGGUGUUAACGGCGUUGAGGAUCGUAUGAGUGUAGUAUGGGAUCGUGGAGUUCACACAGGGAAAAUUAAUCCAAUGCGUUUCGUGAAGAUAACAAGUUCCAUGGCUGCAAAAAUAUUCAAUAUCUAUCCGCAGAAAGGUCGCAUUGCUGUAGAUUCUGAUGCGGAUAUUGUUAUUUGGAAUCCAAAUAAGAAGAGGACAAUCUCAAGUACUACUCAUCAUCACGUCAGUACUCCUAGGGCCAGCGCUUCCACGUUUUGA
Cooperia oncophora is the source of this 768-nucleotide messenger RNA. NCBI's taxonomy places the organism in Eukaryota, Metazoa, Nematoda, Chromadorea, Rhabditida, Trichostrongylidae. The record is from the annotation of a GenBank genome assembly.